AACCAACGUCCUAUUUAAUCAGUACCAAAAUAACUCAGUGGGUCUAGAUGUGGCAAAUGGAUUGAGUUGAUGGAUUUCAUGGAUCCAAGUGACAUCUAAACUUUGGAAUAUUAUACAUUUUUGGACUAAUACCACUAGGAAACACGAACUAUCAGGAAAGUGUCAUUUGUAUCUCGAACUAUUCAAUAUGACAUUUAUGUCCUGAACUAUUAUUCUGUUAGUGGCGUUGACUAUUAGUAUUUAACAGAAAAUCCAAUCAGCGUUGACAUGACAUCUUACGUUGAAUUUUAAAUUCAAUAUGUAUUUAAUAAAAUAAUUAAAAUGAAAAAUUGUCGACCUCUUUCCCCUUCCAUCUCCCAUAUCGUCCAAAGCCUUCUUCUCGUCCUCCCUCUUCCACCAACACACGUGGAAGUCUACGAGUCCAGGGAGACGGUCAAAUCCACAAUUUCUAGUGUUUGUCGCCGUCGAAGAGAGGGGUGAGGGACAUAGCCCUCGUGGUUCUGCCGGAGUCAGUUUUAUCAUCAUCGGCGGAUCUAGUGUUGUUGCCGACAGUGGCGGAUCUGUUUUCAUUGGCUCAGCGGAUGCACUCCGCCCUCCCCAUCUCUAGUCACGGUAGGUCCGACCAAUUAAUGGUCGACGGAUUUGCUUGCAAUUGGGUGGAAGAGAUAUGGUCGGCGCUGGCGGAAUACCUUUCCAGUUCUUCAAUUUCAAUCGCCGAUCCGCACAAGAGAGAGAUUGAAGACUACGAAGAGUUUUCCAGGGAGAAGAUCAAGGUUAUUCGAUAUUGCGAGACUCGAAGGUGGAUUGGAAGUGAACUGGAACAUGUGGUGGUGGGGAUGCUCAACAAACUCACUAGCUGAUUCUGGCUUUCUGAUGGUUGGUGAUUUUUUAUUUGGACAUGUAAUCGGGGGAAGCUAGAUCCGCAGGGGGAGAAGCCGAAGAGCAGAGGGAGUAGGAGGCGACAGUGGUGGGAGUUGAGAUUUUCUUGUUUUAUAUUUUAAGUUAAUUUUGAGAAAAAAUAUUAACUAAUUGAAAGAAAAAAUAAUGAUUGAGUUCACAUAUAUUUUUAAUUUGAAAUAUGAGGUGUCAAUGAUGUGGCAUCUACGUGGCUGUCACAUUUUUGCCACGUCAGCAAAAGUCAACAUCAAGUUGAUUAACGUCUGGUCAACUGUUAUCUAUAACGGUCAACAAAAUCAUCAUAACAUAAAUGACACACAACUAUCAUACGUUGGGACAAAAAUGACAUCUUGAAUAGUUCGGGACACAAUUGACACUUUAUUGAUAGUUCGGGUUUCCUGGUGGUAUUAGACCUACAUUUUUUGAAAAGUUUAGAUACUAAAAUAUAAUUUUAAUAGUUUUGGGUAUCAAAUAUAAAUCUUCAAUGAUAUUUUUCAUCAAAGAAUUAAAUUGUAGGUAGGGCUGGGAAAUGGUGCGGUCUUGUCGAUACAGUCUAUGGUCCAGCUUGAGAGGCUGGAGUAUAGACCAGGGACUAGGCCAAGUACCAUAAGGCCCAGACGAGACCGCACCUGCGCGGUCUGGUCAAGUUAGACCACAAUGAAAGAAAAAUGAACAAUUUGUUUAGUCAAUCACACAAAAAUUGAAUCUAUAACAGAGAAAAAAUGUUUUUUGCUUUAAAACAUAAACUCCAAUAUGCAUGACGAAUUUUGACACCCAAAAUAUUAGCAAACAAUAAAAAUACAAAGUCAAAUCGUCCUAAAUUGCACCCUAACGUAACAUAAUGUCAUAUGGAGACACGAUCUUCUCUACUCUCUAGUGCAUGUGGUUGUGAAUGAAAGAAGGGACGAGUUUCUCAAAAUUAGGGUUGAGAUUUGGGUCUCGCUGGGGGAAUCGGGAGAGUGGUUAAGCAGGCUGCUAACAAGUAUUGCUUUCUCGACUGGGUCCACGGUUUGGUCCGGUAAACCGUGGUCUAGAUUAGACCAAGAGAUCAAAACAUCAUAUAAUAUAGACCAUGGACCAGACUAGAUCAUUCUUAGCGGUCUAUGGUCUAGACCAAAUUUUGCCGUCCGGUUUGGUCCAUGUUUUUUCAAACAAUCUGGUCUAUUUUCCUAGCCCUAUUGUAGGUAUAAAUUUGUAUGAAAAAUUAAAAAUAUAGAUACUAAACUCUAAUUUUCCAACAAUCCAUGAAUCCAACCAGGAAUCCAGCAAUCCAAUUAAAUUUGACUUAAAUGGAUUAACUUUGUAGAAUACUUUAGUGUAUGAAUUAGAUGAUAGAAUUGAAACUACCACCUCUCAAGGGUUUUUAGGCCUAGAUCUCGCAAAUAAAACCCUACGAUUUUUACUUAUAGUACGUAUGUCAUAUUACUCAUUUGUUUAUGGAUGCAGGUUUAUAAUCUAAACCCCACGUUAAAGCCAAAUUUCUGAAUUUCCCUUCAUCUUCAACCGAGAAUCGCAUCUGGCGCUGCAAUCGUCGGUCAAUUCCUUUUCGUCCUUCACCCACCGACUCCUACAUCUGCUUCGCCGAUCUUGUCCAUGUUCAGGGACCAAUCGCUUCUUCCAUAUGAAAUCAGAAGGCUUACAUCGCAUCUUCUUUCAUAUGCAAUCGCCACCAUCUCAGACCAGAAUCAACGCUCUCUUCUGAUGGCCAGAACCUGAGUAAGAAUCGACAGAGGAGGAAUCAACACAGCAAAUCCUAAACCUCCGCUAUUGAUUGCCAAAACCCUAACCCAGAACCUCCCAUUGGUGAUUUCCUGCUCUUUCCUCUGUACGACUUCCAUCAUCGAUUACCCUAACAAAGAACCCAUAAUAGAUGAAAAAGGGAGCGAUAGAUGGAGAGCAUAAGGUGGUGGAGACAAUAUAAGGUUUGAUGGGGU
Linum trigynum is the source of this 2831-nucleotide messenger RNA. The record is from the annotation of a GenBank genome assembly. NCBI's taxonomy places the organism in Eukaryota, Viridiplantae, Streptophyta, Magnoliopsida, Malpighiales, Linaceae.